Messenger RNA from Octopus sinensis (East Asian common octopus), 690 nucleotides. RefSeq lists its product as uncharacterized. Bases 1 to 690 code for a protein of 229 amino acids. The transcript has a single exon. Lineage: Eukaryota; Metazoa; Mollusca; Cephalopoda; Octopoda; Octopodidae. The record is from RefSeq and is a predicted model, not a curated record.
AUGAUACGUGUCCUAGUUGCUAAUACUGAUCUGGAAGUGUGGGUUGGCUCGGAGCACUCUCGUAAAUUAAAAACACAUAUUGCCACUCCACAAGGUGACUCUUUAUCUCCGAUCUUAUUCGUCAUCUAUCUGGAAGCUGCUCUUCAUGAUCUGAAAACUAAAAUUGGCCCAACCACCAUCAUGGAAUUAAUAUAUGCGGACGACAUAGAUUUUGUUUCAGAAGAAAUGAAUGAUAUCAGAAUUGCACUUGACUACGCUCCUGAAGUAUUUAGAAAGUGGUUUUUGAAAAUGAACGAACAAAAGACUGAGUUCAUUACAGUCAAGCGAGAAAGUAAAGUUACUGACGAGAUAUGGAAGAGAUCAAGAAAAGUCGGGUCACUGCUUGGUGACUGGAAAGAUGUCAAUCGAAGAAAGAUACUGUCAACAUUAGCACUGAAGAGGCUUAAAUCGACAAGCUAUACCCAUCUCUCAAAUCCUGUAAAAGUACGUUUGUACAAUGCUUUUAUCCUGCCCAUUUUACUAUACAACUCAGGAACAUGGGGGACUGAAUCGGAACUGUAUAUAAAAUCUCAAUGCUUUUCAGAAAAAACAACUCAGGUCAUUAUUGAAAAUACACUAUCCAAUAAAGAUCAAGAACCAAGACUUAUACUCCGUUUUCAAAACAGAACAAUUAGACGCAACUAUCACUAA